AUGCACAAGUUCGACAUGGAUACUAAAAUUCAAAUGAUGGUAAAAAAUCACACAGAAAUUCUGGAAUUGGACUAUCAAAAUCGAAUUUUAAAAUAUGAGAAAAAAUCAAUGGAAAAUUUCAAUUUUUCAAAUCGAUGGAUCGAUAUUGCUAACAGAUUGGAUCCAGAAGAAAAUGACGAAGAAUUUAUCGAUUUUUUGAAGUUUUUAUUCGAGAAAACUAAAAAUUUAAAGGCUCCGAUGGAUUUAAAGGCUUUGGACCAGGGAAAAAUUCGAAAAAUCAAGGAGAAAAUCGAAGAAAUCGAUGAAUUUGAAAUUUCCAAAAAAGCGGAAAUCGCAUUCUUAUUGAGUGUUGAGAUUUCUGAAAGAUUUUUGAGAGAACUUCGAGAAUCAGCUGAAAUUGUCGAAGUCGAUGCUAAAAAUCGGAUUACAAAAUAUAUAGCAAGAGAUCUGAAAUUCGAAGGAAUUCAUGAAAAAUCGAUAAAUUCUAAUUUGAAAAGACGAUUGUCUAGUGAUAAGGAGAAUGUUCCAGCGGAGAAAUUGGCUAGAAAAUCGGAAAUUUCAGAAGAAUUAAGCCUAAAAGAGUUUUUGAGGAGCCUUCUACGGCCAAUUCGAGCUCUGAAUUCUGCAAUGAUGACACGUGUGGAAUUCAGAAUUGAGGCGAUUUGUUUUGAAGAAGCAAACGAUGAUAAAAAAAUUCCAAUAAAACGGAUCCACGAGACACUGGUGUCCUCUCUUCGCCUUCUCACGACGCCUCCAGAAUCCGAAAAUUCAGAAUCCACGCGUCUUUUUGAUUUCCUCUAUAACCUCGAAAUCGCUAUCCGUUUCAUUCGUCAUCCAAUAAUGGAGAGUUUUCAGAAUAAAAUGAAAAGACUGAUUUUAGAACAUGCUAAUGAUCAAGAGGAAAUCCCAAUGAUCAAUGCUCGAUCUGCGUUGGAAGCGAUCAUCGAUGCUGUGAUUAAUGUGUGA
Caenorhabditis briggsae is the source of this 966-nucleotide messenger RNA. NCBI's taxonomy places the organism in Eukaryota, Metazoa, Nematoda, Chromadorea, Rhabditida, Rhabditidae. The transcript has 5 exons. Bases 1 to 966 code for a protein of 321 amino acids. The record is from RefSeq and is a predicted model, not a curated record.